This is a messenger RNA of Phlebotomus papatasi, 3716 nucleotides long. RefSeq lists its product as uncharacterized. The coding region runs from base 1465 to 3477 and encodes 670 amino acids. Gene Ontology annotation, molecular function: protein binding. The transcript has 7 exons. NCBI's taxonomy places the organism in Eukaryota, Metazoa, Arthropoda, Insecta, Diptera, Psychodidae. The record is from RefSeq and is a predicted model, not a curated record.
GGAAAAAGGUGAUUGUGGAAGUGCUUGGGUUAAUAGUCGAUGUCUCAGUAGAAAUUCAGUUAGAUUUUUUGUCCUAAUCAUCUAUUCUGCCAAUAUUUUGAUCCAGGAUGGAAUACAGAAUCUAUUUUAUAUAUUUUUUAACCGGCAUCAACUCUUUCCGGACCACAACAUAUCCAGCGAACGAUUUUCAGUAAAACUCACUUUAUUGUAAGUCUUAGUGGUCAAAUAUGAUACUUUUGUAGAGAAAGAAUUUUCUCCGCCUCUGGGAAAUUGGAAAACUCAUGGGUACUCUCGUCCCCAAAAGAACGAAAAGGAGACAAACUUCAAUUUUCCCAAAGCCAAUAUUAUCGAUUUUGUAAACUAUUUGUGCGUGUCAAAGGACUCUUUGACACGCGGACUUAAAACAAAAGUUGUGUAAAAAUUGUUGAAUUUCCAUUUAAGACAUAUACUUCAGCCGAGAUGCUUUUCAUAGGGCAAAAGUCAUAUAGAACAUCAAAUAUUUAUAUGCAUAAUAAGUAUAUCGUGAAGAUCCGAACAUCAGAUGUAAUUAUCUCGUAUUAGGAAGGAUCCCUAGGACAGGAAAAAAACAUUACAAAUGUCUAAAAAAGCAACAAAAAAAACUAAAAUAAACGAAAUGAAAUGAAAAUUCAAAAAUUUUUGAGUUUACACACAAAAAUUCAACAAUUUUUAAAUUCAACAAUUCCAAAUUCAACAUCUUGUAAUUCAACAACUUUAAAUUAAACAAUUUUAAAUUAAACAUUUUUUUCCAAAUUUAACACUAUAAUAGUGGUAUGAAAGAUUACACACUAUAAUAGUGUUAAUUUUUUUUAAUGUGCAUAUCUGCAAGAAAGCAGAAAAUCGAAAACUGACGAUUUUUGACCAAGAAUAUCUUAGCUCAAGAGUUAAUUGGGAUCCUGCAAAAAAAUAUCCUAGAUUUGGACAUCCUUAUAGUUUGUAAUCAUACACAAGAAACGGAAUUUUAUCGAUUCUAAAUAGUCUAAAAAAAUUAUUUUUUCCAUGGGUACCCAGAGUCCCAAAGGAGACGAAAGAGUUAACCGGCAUUAAAGCGGUUAGAAGAAGAUUUUGAUGUAUUGCUAAUAAUUCUAAAAUGAUAAGGUAGUGUAUUUUGUGCCCUUGGCGGUUCUGCUUCCAAACGCUUUGAUGUGAUUUUUUAAAAUCUCACGGAAAUUGUUUUAAAAAAAUUGAAAUUAAAUUCUUUUUGCAAUAGAUACCCUGCAGAAGAUCCCAUCCAGGAUCAAAACGUUAGCAGAAUAAAUUAAAAGGUGUAAAAGGGAACAGAAAUCAGACUGAUAUUCGCACUGAGACUUCAAUUACUUACACACGGUUGUAAUCCAACAGUGUCUGUGUCAGUUUGUCCAAUAAGAACGGAAUACGAUACUUCUUUCUUCAAAUUUUCAAUUAUUACCAAAAGCAGUCUGAAGUCAAAGAAAUUGCAGUGGAGCGAUGUCCAAGCAUCUUUCAGCGUUCCAGGAGACCUUUGCGAACUUUUCUUCCUCGGAAAGCGAAGAGGAACGCAACAGUGACAGUGAGACUUCCGCUGAGCUGGAAAUGUGGUGCUACCGUGAUCCAAUGGGGAAGGAUCAGGGGCCCUUUCCGUCAUCCAAGAUGCUUCAGUGGGAAAGGUACUUCGAUCGCAAAAUGCCAAUGUGGCGAUAUGGGUCCAACAGAAGGACAACUUUCGAGGUAUUUCUGAAGGAGCAUAAAAGAUAUCCGUUAUGGACUUAUUUGGACGAAGAAAAUGAGCCUCUUCUCGAUAUAGGGGGGCACAACCUAGGUGAUAGUGAUUCAGACAAUGAAAGAUACAAUAACGAUAAUUAUGAUAUACAUUCAACUAAAGAAAUUAACAUUAAUAUUAAUAAAAUGGAUAUAAAAGCAGCAAAUAGCCCUAAAAAUUUGCCUGAAAUUGAGACUUCUGAAGAAGAAGAAGAAGGAGCUUGUGGGCACAUAGCAACAAUUAAGGAAGUAGUAGACGAGCAUGUGCUCGAUGAAAUAAAGACAGAAACAGAUAUUUCUAAUGAUACAUUUGAGAAUUCCUAUGACGAAAGUGAAGAGUCUCUGGAUGAUGUUAGGAAAUCCAAAAAACUUCCAGAUAAAAAGGGAAUAGAUGUUGAUGUGAGUGUUAAUGAUAUUGUUCCUGAUGUUUAUGAGCAAUUUGGCAAGGUGAAGAUAUUGACUCCUAAGAAUCCAUUUGAGUAUGUUCCUUAUCAGCGAGAUCAGGAACUUGCUGCAAGGAGACGGGAGAAAGAGAAUAUUGAGCCAAUUGAGGUGAUUCCAUCACAUAGGAGCUUUUAUGAUAUGACCAGUGGGCAUCAGGGAAUGACAAAUUGGGGUGGUGGCUAUGGAGUAAAUAGAGCUCCAUUUCCUGGUCAACUUCCUCGCUACUAUCGUCUUGUUCCGCCACCUUUGCCUGCUAAUUUAUCAAAUCCGCCACCAAUCAUGUGGCAAGCCCAAAAUAGCCAUCAUAGAUUACCAAUGCCGCCCACUUUUGCCCCUAUAAAUCUUCCACCAUCACAAUUUUAUGCUGCCCAAGCUCAAAAUCAGCAUCAAAUGAAGUAUUAUGGCAAUAAUAUGCAAGCUUAUCCACCAAAUACUGCCAACAAUUUUCCUCAGCAUCCUUAUCAAGAAUAUAAUAAGUAUUAUCAUCAACAACAACAACAACGACAACAACAACGCCAACAACAUGGAACUGGGCAUGAGCUACAACCAGUUUAUAAUCAGAAUUAUCCUAAUAAUAGCAACAAUAUGGGCGCUUUCUGCCAGAAUCUUAUUGAAAAAUAUAUAGAUGUAACAGGACAGAAGUUUCAGCAACUCUACCAAGAGAAUCACCAACUUAAGAUGCACAAUGAACAACUAAAGCAACAAACAGCUCAGAAACCUAAACCCGUGGAUUACAAAGGGAUGUCUUUUGCAAAAAUGGUGUCAAUGAAUCAGGGCGAAGAUGAGAAGACGGAGACAAAAAGUUUCUGGGACACAAUGCCACCACCGCAACCACCAACAGCGCCCCAGAAGAAGGUGAAUAAAUAUCCAGCUGGAUAUGUUGGUGAGGGAACGAAGAAGAAACAGGCAAAGGCCAAGGAAGGUGUAGAAGAAUUUAUUGAGUGGUGUUUGAGUACUUUAAUGUAUAUUUCGGAAAAUAAGUUAAAUGUUGAAGGAUUACGUGUAAUCCUCAAUGACCUUGAGUCUAUAUCCUGUGUAGAGAGAUACAUUAAAAUAUGGCUUGAUGAAAUUAAUCCAAAAAUGUGGCACCUUUUUAGUGAAAAGCUAAAGAAAUACCGAAAAGAGGGAACUUCUGACGAAUUAAAUUCUCCUGCUCGAGCUAAUCCCUAUGACGUUGAGAAGCAAAAACAGAAGGAGAAACUGCUGAAGAAAGCUGAGCUCUUUCCGCAGAAUAAAGACCUCAAUACGGUAAAUAUAAAUCGCCAUUUAUCAAAGAUAAACCUAAAUAGUAAGAAAUGAAUAUUGCCAAUAUUAACCAAGCAUAUAACGUAAUUUUCUUUAAAUGAAUUGCCUUUUCAUUUUUCUGACUAUAUUCAAUUUCAAGAAUUACAAAUGAAUUUUAAAUGAUUUGUUCUUUUGUUUCUUUUAGUUUUUUAUUUUAUUUCUUUGAUUUUUUUCUUCAUUUAAACCUUGGGUAGGUAUAUUGAUUUAUAAAUAGAGAAGAUUAUGAAUAAAUGGAGAAUUUAAUAUGCAUAAAA